GGCCUGAGCUCAAAGUCCGCGGCAUCCAGCCGGGGAGGCGGCGGUUGGCAGUACAGGUGGGCUCCCGCCCUUGGCUAGGCAAGAUGCCCCUGGGGCUGCGGAGAAAGAUGAAAACCAAGUCCAAGGAGACCGCCCGGCUGGUGAAGGGCGAGCAGGCGGGCGCGAGCGGCGGCAGCCUCCCGGACCCCCCGGUUCCGACACACAAGCUGGUUUUCCACACGCAGCUGGCGCACGGCAGCGCCACGGGCCGAGUGGAGAAUUUCUCCAGCAUCCAGGAGCUCUACGCCAAGAUUGCGGCAGUGUUCGAGAUUUCGGCGUCGGAGAUCUUAUACUGCACGUUAAACACACCUAAAGUUGAUAUGGAAAGACUCUUAGGAUCACAGAUAGGUCUUGAAGAUUUCAUAUUUGCCCAUGUGAAAGGGAUCAAAAAGGAAGUAAAUAUACAUAAAUCUGAGGAUUCACUUGGUCUCACCAUUACAGAUAAUGGUACUGGCUAUGCUUUUAUAAAGAGAAUUAAAGAUGGUAGCCUAAUUGACUCCAUUAAAACCAUCUGUGUGGGGGAUCAUAUUGAAUCCAUAAAUGGAGAAGAUAUCAUUGGGUGGCGUCACUAUGAUGUUGCUAAAAAGUUAAAGGAAUUAAAAAAAGAUGAACCCUUUACCUUGAAGUUAAUAGAACCUAAGAAGGCAUUUGAAAUAGAGCCAAGGUCAAAAGCUGGAAAGUCCUCAGCAGGAAAAAUUAGUACUGGAAGGGAGACACUUCGCCUGAGAUCAAAGGGUCCUGCCACCGUGGAAGAAAUGCCCUCUGAAGCCAAAACAAAAGCAGUUGAGAAGAUUGAUGAUCUUCUUGAAUUGUACAUGGGAAUUCGAGAUCCUGAGUUAGCUACCACAAUGUUUGAAGCUGGAAAGGACAAAGGUAAUCCAGAUGAAUUUGCUGUGGCACUUGACGAAACUCUUGGAGACUUUGCGUUCCCAGAUGAAUUUCUCUUUGAUGUUUGGGGAGCCAUCGGUGAUGUGAAACGAGAAUGAUUAUGAUGUGGAUGAUCCAUCUCUGGAGAAAUGAACCAUUCUUCCUGUUUCGAAAUCCCAUAAGAUCUGUUUUUAGACACUGUUACGGACUCUGGUUUGGUCUUAUGUGUAUGAAAUACCUUCUUUGAAAUAUAAUUUUGGUUUCUGGGUAUCUUCUAAUGCAGUUUCAUAUGUGCUAUUCUUAAGAUAAAUUACCUAAAAUAUCAAUUUAAAUAUUCAUUCAAGAGUCUUUUUAAAGUAAGUUUUAGGGAGUACUUCUAGAGAGAUGAUUUUGCUCCACAUUAACCCAUGUUUUCUUUUCCACAUAGAAGUCAUUGAUUGCAAUAGGUCUGUAGCUCAUUUUCAAUAUCUUAAUGCAGUGAAACUAGGAUUAGAGUUUGAUUUGUCUUGUAGCAUCUUCAUUUUGUUAUACCAGCCUGAGCAGGAUAUGUUCAGGAAGCGAAGUGUGAAUUAUGCCACCUAUAGGUCUAGAAGCAUUGUUUCUUUAAUCCACUGAGUAAGAGGGAGGAAGGUUUCUAUGGUCUCUUGAUGUCUAUAGCCUACUUUCUCUCUUCAUAAAACAAGGAUUGAUUGACUUGCUUUUUGCUUCUUUGUAAUUACUUCUUUUUAAAAACUUGUGAAAUCUGUUGUGCUAUGUGUUUGCUUGUGUGGAAGAAAGGUGGAAAAGGCAGAUAGAGUAGAAACCACUUAUAUUUGAUUUUUUUUUUAAAGCAAUUCUUUAACCAUUAUUUCUUUUUCCACUCAUACCCACGUUUAUGUUACCUUUUAUAAGCACUCCAGGGAAGGUUUUUUAUAGUCCUUGUGGAACUUUUCUUUUGAAAGAUAUUUACUCAGAAAAUAACUAUGUUUGAGAACAUUUUUUUGGGUGAAAGAGCAAUGCUUUUAAGCCCCCUAAACUUUAGAGGAGAUAGCAUCAGAAAUCGAUUUCCCCGGUGGAAAUAAAGGAGGACCAGAGGAAUUGAGAAAAUAUAUUUGCCUAUUAUUUUAGAGUUCUAACAUACUUUCUCUAAAACCUUACAUUAUUGAGAAAAUUGAGGGCAAAUGACUGCCUUAUCACUCUUAUUUGACAUGUUAUAGAUGUAGGAGAAAUGGAAAUGAAUGGUUUCAACAUAGAUCAUUUAAUAAGGCAGAGCAUGGUGUGACCAAGCAUUCUUCUAAAGUGUUGUAUGGAAGAUGCUGUGUGCUGCCAUGGUAAUCAGAAAUAAUAACCCGUGAGGGCUGUGUUCCAGGAAAUCAGAAGUAGUUCCUUUUUCGUGCUGAGUUAAUGCUAAGAUAACUAUUGAUUUCUGGUACAACUUUACCUGUACAGACGUCCACUCCUCUUUCACAUAAAUCUAAUGCUAUGAAGCUGAUAUUCUUUGUCUCAUUAAUCUGAGACCUGUACAGAAGCCUGGUUUUACUCAUUAAUGUGUAACAAAAGUAGGUUAUAGAAUGUGGUUUGUCUUAUUGUACUUGCCCAUCAUUUGAAAAUAGGACCCACCUCAGGAUGUAAUUUGUUGUUACUUGUUCAUUGGAUUUCUUUUGGAGCUCCCCAAGUAUCUAUUAAUUAUUAACACCAUCUGUCUUAGAAGGACACACAAAGAAAGAGUUGAUCUUUUUCUUUCUUUCUUUUUUUUCUUUUUUUUUUUUUGAGAGC
Lynx canadensis (Canada lynx) is the source of this 2661-nucleotide messenger RNA. It is a transcript of the gene GIPC2, whose product is annotated as GIPC PDZ domain containing family member 2. The transcript has 6 exons. Gene Ontology annotation, molecular function: protein binding. The record is from RefSeq and is a predicted model, not a curated record. NCBI's taxonomy places the organism in Eukaryota, Metazoa, Chordata, Mammalia, Carnivora, Felidae. The coding region runs from base 84 to 1025 and encodes 313 amino acids.